AUGGAAACUGAUAUCGUAACAUUCAUAGGCACCGAGGCUCCUAAAAUUGACCCCGCCUUUGGAGUUCCAUCGCACUAUGACUAUCAGCGGGCGACGUUUGGUCCCCGUAAACCUCACCAUGACCUUGAGGAAGCCUUGCUGCAAUACAAGAAGUUAAAACUCACCCCAACUCUCGAUUUUGACGUGGAGAACUGCUCGUGGGAAGACGUGUUGGAUCAAAUGACGAAGGUUAAAGGGGAUUAUGAAGAUAGGGCCAACGGCUUGAAAAAUACCUUCCGAAAAGUGUGGAGAAAGAUGGGGGAUGGAGAUAUACUCGGAAAUAUAAAUCCUUUGCUUGACAUGAUUCCAAACCAGUAUGGACUCAGUGUUCUGCGAGGAGGCUUGGCUUUCAUAUUCUAUCUUGCAAAGAAAGCAGCAAAGAAACGCGACAAAAUUUUCAGCGCGUUCGAAGACAUUCCCGAUGUUAUAGCUAGAGCGAUGGCUAAGAGGGAACUUUUUCCUUCUCACAAACGACUAAGAGAAUGCUCAGACAAAUUAUAUUCAACUCUCCUGCUAGCAAUCACGCACCUGAUAGGAUAUUUGCUUCCAAAGCAGGCCAAGCAAAUAUUCCAGAACUUCAAAGAAUCGCUCUCAGAAACAGAAAUAGAUGGAAUAUUAGGGAGUGUGAGUACAGAUGCCGCAGCGCUUUCUCUGUGUGCCGAGGGUCUCCUGGAAGCUGCAGCCGUCGAGACAAAUACGUUUACCAAGAAGGGAGACCUCCAACUUCAAGCAAUACGUAUGUCUACAAUAGAUAAUGGAAUCAAAACUCAAGCCGUAGGCAGGCAACUGGGAGGAGUUGAAGCUAGAGUGGAAGCAUUACAACUAGUGCCGCAGAAACUGGACGAUAUGGACCGAAAGAUCGACGAACUCAAGCAAAGGGAGAGCGCUAUUGUUGCUGAAGCCACUGCUUCCGGGAUCAAUGGAAAGAAUGCACUGGCCAGGUUCCUGGCUGAUGUAUGGGCAGAACGGGAAGAGCGCCAGAUGCGAGAACUCGAAUUAGAAGAAAGAAUACUUGAUCUGGAACGAUCCCGAACACCAUUGCCACCCUCUACUGCUUUCAUAACACUGCCUCAUCUGCUGGAGGUCCUCGCAGUCCCCCUUGAAACUUCAAUAAACGACUUGGAAUCUACGCUCAGGCAAGGCAGGGAGUUUGAUAUGGCGGCCCAGGGGCAGUCACGCUGGCUUCUGCAGACGGAGCAGUUUCGCCGAUGGUUCUCCUCGACUCGUUCAGAGCUCCUGUUAGUUGACGGCAACACAGACUCUGCAGACCCAGGAAGAAUCUCGCCUAUGGCUUUCCUGUCUGCAACACUCAUUGCCAGCAUCCUAAAAAUGCAACCGCAAGCUAUUUCACUCUAUUUCUUUUGCGGCCAGCAUACGUCUCCAAGUGACGUUUUGAGGGGACCAAACGGAUUGAUGAGGAGCCUUGUGACCGGAAUAAUUAUAGAACUCCGGAGACGAGGAGCGCUUAGCCUUGAUUUCAUAAACUCACGCCCUUACAGGGAGGCGCUUGAACGACAGGAUGCACUAGCAAUCUGCGUCACUUUUCAGCAAUUGAUCAAGCAGCUCCCGCUCGAGACACCUGUCUAUUGCAUUAUUGGCGGUAUUUCAUGGCUCGAGAAACAAGAAUGGCUAGAUGACCUAUACCGUGUUGUCGACAAGUUCCAGGAACUGGUCUCGGACGAGCAUCUCCGGCCAAACUUCAAGGUCUUGAUGACGAGUCCGCACAGGAGCAGAUUCAUCUACCGGAGAGUUUCACCUCAGCAGCGCGUUUUCCUGCAGACCGGCCUGAUUGAUAAUGGCCUCACUUCCGAAAGAUUCCUCUUAGCGGGUAUGCGCCGGCCCGUAUCUCCUGGGCUGGCCCAGUUUGUUGGUCGCCACGAGGCAGACUCCAAUGAUGAUGAGUGGGCAGCCGACGACUACAAUUGA
Messenger RNA from Venustampulla echinocandica, 1965 nucleotides. RefSeq lists its product as uncharacterized. The transcript is spliced from 5 exons. NCBI's taxonomy places the organism in Eukaryota, Fungi, Ascomycota, Leotiomycetes, Helotiales, Pleuroascaceae. The record is from RefSeq and is a predicted model, not a curated record. The coding region runs from base 1 to 1965 and encodes 654 amino acids.